AUGGAGGGGCAAAACUCAAGAAUCUGCGUGGAUUUGAGUUCAUCAUCGAGCACAUGCAUUAGCCCAAGUUCGAGCAUGAUUUCUCCAAAAUCUAAUGAUCCACUUGAAAAUCUGCUAAACCUUAAUGAUUUUGAAAUACAAAUCAUUUUAGAUUAUAUCAGCCACGAAACCCAUACCAUCGAAACACAUCCAAACAACGAGGUAAAAGAGUUGGCUGGAAUUCCAAUCAUUUUCAAAGAAACCACCCCACCUGAGUCUUCUCCAUCACCCGCCGUUACUUAUAGCAGCAGGGAUUUCUCACCCGGUGGCGAAAUGAUUUCCGACAACAAAGCUCCGGCAAAGGUAAACGAGGGUUUAUCUGAUGUCAUCCAUAAUCAACGACAACCAUCAAUGGUGGGGUACAGAGGAGUAAGACGACGGUCGUGGGGGAAAUUCACGGCUGAGAUGCGGAAUCCAAAGACAGGUGUGAGGAUGUGUUUAGGGACUUACAAGACGGCUGAGGAAGCUGCCAUGGCGUAUGAUCGAGAAGCAUUUAAGCUCCGUGGACGUCGCGCAGUAGUUAACUUCCCGAGUUUGAUCGUCUUGCAGAACAAAUGUCCCUAA
This is a messenger RNA of Lactuca sativa (garden lettuce), 603 nucleotides long. NCBI's taxonomy places the organism in Eukaryota, Viridiplantae, Streptophyta, Magnoliopsida, Asterales, Asteraceae. The record is from RefSeq and is a predicted model, not a curated record.